UAUCAGCUUCGUGAAUUUCGUCCAUUAAUUCGUUCAAUCGCAGUCUCGGCCUGAUAACUCUCAUCAUUACAACGAGAAUUACAUAGACCCGUCGAGGAAUUUCGUGUUCCGCCGGACCUUUCCCUUCGUGACUUGUCAUUCGCCUCCUGGCCUUCAUUUUGCCCGUCACCCCUCUCGUUGUGUACCCUCAACCCUCGCCAUUUGAGAUAGCAGCACCCAACAGUCCAGCUCCCUGGAAAUCCAGCAGUGGGAGGAGUUGCUGACCAUCGGCUUGUUGUUGGGUGGGCACGAUCUGCACAUCUGAUUGGGUCCUCGUUUUCCCUUUUUUUUUGGGAUCUGGCGCUUGUGUUGUGUAUCCAACUCUGCAUGGGACUAUUGUCUCGAUCGUGACCUCCUCACCCCACUCAUCGAUCCCAACCACCCCACUGUCUCCAAAAUCUCCUACAAACUCUUCCAAAGAAUGACGGAACAGUACCAACAACAACAGCAAGUGAACCUAGGUCACCCAGAGCCGCCAGAGGUGACCAGUCUGCAUCACAAAGCCUUCCUGAUCGGUCCUGCUCCGCUCCACUCCGGACCGCAACAGCACCACCAACAACAACAACAACAUCCAGCUUCUUCGUAUUUAGCUAGUCAGCACAACUAUCCUCAAUCAACAGUUGCCAGUCACAGCGACGCCAUGACCAACGGAAGUAGUGCCGUGUACGGAUACGACAGUCCCGAUUGCGGCUAUUACGAGCAAGAGUGCUGUUCCGGUGUCGACAUUGUCGUCAACGCGCACCACCAACAACAUCAAAAUUACAACAACAACAGUCGUCCAACGUGCGCCAUGCAAAUGGCCGUCAAUUCACCCGUGUCAGUGGCCAUUCAGCAACAAUCAAGUGAUUCUUAUUCGUCAUCAAACGCGUACCAUCCAAUGCAGCAGCAUCACAUGGGACAAGUGCAUCAUCAGGCCACAAGCGGUACGAGCACGGUGCAUCACUUCGCCGCCAACACGGUCGUGGCCGACGAACUGUCGUCACCGCAGGACAACAAUAGCGUCACCGCUUCCUACCAUGCCGUUUCGACUGGACAGCAGCAGACGCAGGCGAAUACGGCGGCCAAAGACGCUAUUUACCCAUGGAUGAGAGAGACUUCCAACGCGAAUGCAGCCAUCAAACGCAGCCCAUUUCAUUUGCAAACCGGUGGCCUCACGUUGGUCACAUCUCAGCCGAAUAAUCACCACUACGGCGCUGGUGGUGGACUUAAUCAGCUGAUGUCGUCUUCAGAGAGCCUGGCAUCGCCCAUCUCUCCUCAACCCACUCCACCAAUCUCUUCAAGUCCAGAGCAACCAGCGAAACGGGCCCGCACAGCGUACACCAGUGCCCAGCUGGUGGAACUGGAGAAAGAAUUCCUAUUCAAUCGCUACUUGUGUCGACCUCGUCGCAUCGAAAUGGCCACCCUGCUCAACCUGACCGAGCGCCAAAUCAAAAUCUGGUUUCAAAAUCGGCGAAUGAAAUUCAAAAAGGAACAAAAAGGGAAAAGCAGUGGCAGCGGUGGAGAUAAAUCACCUAGCCCACCCUCUUGCUCAGCCGUUACGUCCAGCUCCCAUUCACCGUCUCCACCGGCGUCUGCUGCCGCCGCAGGAACAGCUGCCAACGAAAUCAGUGGCGCCGGCUCCCCCUCGCCAUCGCUGGCCAGUCACCUGUCCUCCUCGGACCCGACACCUGGAUCCUACGGCGAUGCCCAAGAGACGGCAACCCUAAUCGACUUGCCCGAGCCGCUGACUAGUCGCAAUGUCAAAACGGCUGCCAACAACAAUAAGCAACAACCGUCGUACUCGAAUUCAACUCACUACGAUCAAGCGAGCCUGUCGCCGUACAGCGGCUGCUCGACCGGCACCGAACAAGAGAGUCCCGAACGAUCGUGCCCGCAACAAUCAACUGCACUUCUACAGCCGCAUCAUCUUUCGCUGUCGUUCGGCACGGAUUCUUUCAAGUACAGCAGCGGAGGAGGACUCGUUACCCCGACAGACGACAUCGGCUCGCCAGACGAUCACCACCAUCAAGUGCAACAACAACAACAACAACAACAUCAUCACAACCUCUUUUCGACUCCGGUCGAUAGUUACGGCAAACAUUUUUCUAGUUUUCAUCAGCCAGCUCAGUCCUACGCUGGCCAUGUUCCCAACAUGGCCUACAACAACAACAAUCCAGCCGCGAACGUGUACGGCGUGGCCGCCGCGCCCUAUUUGAAUGUCAACAACCUGGGCGGUUAUUUCGGGUUCCAUCACCAGUGGAACGCGUCGGCUCAUCAUCGCGUAGCGGCCGGAUACCCGCCGACCGGAAUGUUCUGUGGCGAUCACUUGCAGCAGCAGCAGCAGCAGCAGCAGCAGCAACAACAACAACAACCGCAUCCACAGCAACAAUCGAUCGACAUGUACAAUGCUCAAAUGUUGUCAGUCGGGAGCAACAACAGCAGCCCCAUCAACGAACAGCCGCCAACAACUCCCGGAGCUACGACCCCCAUCUUGUCCGGUCACCGCUUCCCGAGCUAUCAGUAUCACGGUGAAAUGACGUGGUCGCCUGGCACUAAUAAUUGUAGCAACGCCACCGGCGCUACCACCCCUACUGCAACAGCGUCCAGCAACGGCCCGGUGGCCAUGAUGGAAUGCAGCAAUCCGCUCAAUCUCUUCAGUUCGCCAUCGUCCGGUAAUAGCAGCAACACUAUCGCCGGUCUGGAAACGACUAACCAGGAAGCCCCGAGACUAGCCAUGCUCUAAA
This is a messenger RNA of Daphnia carinata, 2762 nucleotides long. RefSeq lists its product as uncharacterized. The coding region runs from base 461 to 2761 and encodes 766 amino acids. The transcript is spliced from 4 exons. Gene Ontology annotation, biological process: regulation of transcription by RNA polymerase II. Lineage: Eukaryota; Metazoa; Arthropoda; Branchiopoda; Diplostraca; Daphniidae. Gene Ontology annotation, cellular component: nucleus. The record is from RefSeq and is a predicted model, not a curated record. Gene Ontology annotation, molecular function: DNA-binding transcription factor activity, RNA polymerase II-specific; RNA polymerase II cis-regulatory region sequence-specific DNA binding.